GGACCGCUUGUAACAGCCUAAAUAUGGUUCUUUUUGUGUAAAACACCUUCGAAAUGUUUUAAUUAAGUAAGUAUUCUAAUGAAACAAUGUGCUUUUACGUACGCGUUGCAGUCAAAACCUCCAGAAACGGCUCCCAAACGUUCUGCCGUUUCAUCCCCACCAAAGGAUGCGCGACAAGGAUGGCACGAGCAUUGCGCAAAACCGCGAACGAGAUGGGCACAGUACGUACCGUUUGACAGCAGUGUGCAUUUUAGCGAAACAUACCAACAGCAUAAAAACACGUCGCAGCCGGCAGCAGGUCGAUUGGAACGGGGCGUGAAGCAGCAGGUGUUGGGCCGGGACGGGUGUUCGAGUCUGGGGGAGAAGACGGUGCGUUUUUCUCUACUGUUUCCUCUGCCAGCUGAAGACUGAGCUGCUGAGCCACGGUGCUGCCAGUCAGUCGGUGGACGGACGAAUCAUCUUCCGCGAUCGUUCCGCGGUGGCAUCCGCGGAGAAGGAGAGCAAACACACGGUGUAAAACUUGUUUGUUCGCUCGCACCGGACACGGGUUCGCGGCUAGCGGCACUAGCAGCGAGCGUUCAGUCUCGAAAGGUAUACGGCCGCGAACGGACACGGAACAAAAGGAACCUGGUCUACCCGGUCGCACAGUACAGUGCUGUAAGUGCGUGGCGGAUUGCUGUGAAUCAUAGCGGAUCGUGGUUGCCGUGGAAACUGUCACCAGCCGGGUGUUUGAUCGCUGGUUACGGAUUACGAACAUCCGGAUGACAUAACCCUUCCCAGUGGUGCUGUGAUUAAAACGCGCGGAACCGUCUAGCAACUGUUGUGAUUGUACGUAGAGGCUUACUAUCGUGCACCAUCCUUGCACUGACUACGGAUCUGUGAUUCCGGAUUUCCCUCGCGCUUUCCCCACAAUCCUCCACAUUCCGCCAGGUGGAUUAUGUAACGUGGCUUCCGAGGGAGCAGCACCGAGCGCCAAGAUAACCCGUUCAUCCGACUGACCAAAAUUGCGGCUGGAUACCGGUUUCCGAACAGUGUGACCUACUAACGGGCGCGAGUAACGGGGCUUCGGAACAGGGAACGGCGUGAUUCGAUAGGUUUUCCUUUUGUUUCACACACACACGCUUGCCAGCGAAGAAGCAAGAGAGGACCAAAACCGUUCGGUUUUUUUUGUAGACCACCCGUGCCACAAGCAACCAGCAAUUUAAAGCCUCGAAGCCACAUACAGACGGGUGGAAGAAAAACGGGGCAAAAAAGCAGAUUACUCUUUGCAGAGUGGAAAGCGAGCCAGCAAGCGCGAAGAAAGUCUCCAAGCGGUUCGGCCUUUAGUAAAACAACGUGAAAUCGAAUCGCGGUGAAAAGAAAGCUUCUUCGGUGACUGCGUGCUAGCAGUGUCCACGUGUGUGUGUGCGUGAUCGUGUGUGUGUGUGUGUUGGAGAAAGUUACGUGCGAGCGUGCCCGCCAACUCGGAAAGAUGAGCACAGCCGCCGGAUGCGAGCCGGACCGUUGGCCGGAGAGCGUUGGCAUUGUUGGGCUGGAGAUCGUCUUCCCAUCACAGUUCGUCGACCAGACGGAGCUGGAAGCGUUCGAUGGGGUGUCGGCCGGCAAGUACACGAUCGGGUUGGGCCAGCAGCGCAUGGGGUUCUGCUCCGACCGGGAGGACAUCAACUCGCUGUGCCUUACCGCGGUGCGGAAUUUGCUCGAUCGACACGGUACGAAGCUGGCACAGAUUGGGCGACUUGAGGUCGGUACCGAGACGAUCGUGGACAAGUCGAAGAGCGUCAAGUCGGUGCUGAUGCAGCUGUUCGAACCGGAAGGUGUGACCGAUCUGGAGGGAAUCGAUACAACGAACGCGUGCUACGGUGGUACGGCCGCGCUGCUGAACGCGAUCAACUGGGUAGAAUCGUCCAGCUGGGACGGCCGUUUGGCACUGGUUGUGUGCGGUGAUAUUGCCGUGUAUGCGCAGGGUUCGGCCCGUCCGACGGGUGGAGCCGGCGCUGUGGCCAUGCUGGUGGGACCGAACGCACCGCUACGGUUUGAGCGCGGGCUGAGAGCGACCUACAUGAAGCAUGCGUACGAUUUCUACAAACCUGACCUCAGCUCGGAGUAUCCCGUGGUGGACGGGAAGCUUUCGAUCCAGUGCUACCUAAGUGCCCUUGACGCGUGCUACCAGCUGUACCGGAAGAAGUUUGCCGAGCGCCACCCGGACAUUGUGACGCCCGUCACGCUCGACACGUUCGACGCGAUGAUCUUCCACAGCCCGUACUGCAAGCUGGUGCAGAAAUCGUUGGCACGUAUCGGGCUGAACGAUUUCAUGCUCGCGUCGGCGGACCAGCGCGCCAAGCUGUUCCAGGGGCUGGAGCAGUUCGAGAAGGUGCGGCUCGAGGAUACGUACUUCGAUCGGGACGUGGAGAAAGCGUUUAUGGCGCGUUAUGCGGCGUCGUUCGAGGCCAAAACGAAACGCUCGCUGCAUCUGGCCAGCCAGGUCGGCAACAUGUACACGCCGUCCGUGUACAGCUGCCUGGUGUCGUUGCUGAUCGGGUCGGACGUGGACGAGCUGCUGGGCAAGCGGGUUGGCGUGUUUUCGUACGGAUCCGGGCUGGCGUCGUCGAUGUACUCGAUCGCGAUCACAACGGAUCGGGAGCGGUUGGCUGAGUUUAAGCGUCACCUAAACUACGUGCAACCGCUGCUGGACCGUCGAUCGAAGGUAGAUCCGGCCGAGUUUACGAAGCUGAUGGAGGUGCGCGAGAAGAACAACCAUGCGGCACCGUACGAACCGUCCGGCUCGGUUGAUGUGCUGUUCCCGGGCACCUACUACCUGCAGGCAGUUGAUUCGAUGCAUCGGCGAACGUACGAGCGUGUACCACCGGAGCAGCCGUCCUCGUGAGCGGCGACGGACACACCACCAUGACCCGGAACCGGAACGAAAGAUUUUUUUCCGAUACUCGAACACAUAAACGCAAACACAUGCCGACCGACAGACGAACACAUCCAAACGCUUUUCGCUUUUUUAUUUAAGCUUUUCUCGCGAUCGCCGAGCGAUCAGCAUGUCAGAGACUGUGGAGAACAAACGGUUACUUAUUCAGAAGAUCCCAGCUAGUAGAGCCAGUCAGGAAGAUUAUCAUCGUACCAUUUUGCUACACGGAGAGAGUUGAUUUGUUUUUUUUUUAUAAUAUUGGUUUAGUUAGAAUAGCUAGAGAAACACGCGUACGCCACCAAAACCCUUUCGACCACCUCCGGUACGGUAUCCGUUCUUUUUCUUCCGCUUUCUACCGUGGUGGUCCAAGUCGGUGGGUGGUUGUGCGUAAUUCGUUUGUCCGUAAUUUGUUUUUUUUUUUUAAUGCGAUGAUACUAUCAAGGACAAAAUGUAUGGUGAAUUGUAUGACAAACUUCA
Molecule: messenger RNA, 3391 nt
Organism: Anopheles stephensi (Asian malaria mosquito)
Lineage: Eukaryota; Metazoa; Arthropoda; Insecta; Diptera; Culicidae
Product: hydroxymethylglutaryl-CoA synthase 1
Exons: 1
Coding region: 1472-2884 (470 amino acids)
Biological process (GO): acetyl-CoA metabolic process
Molecular function (GO): hydroxymethylglutaryl-CoA synthase activity
Source: RefSeq, a predicted model, not a curated record